Molecule: messenger RNA, 2396 nt
Organism: Aedes albopictus (Asian tiger mosquito)
Lineage: Eukaryota; Metazoa; Arthropoda; Insecta; Diptera; Culicidae
Product: alpha-amylase I-like
Exons: 2
Coding region: 52-2316 (754 amino acids)
Biological process (GO): carbohydrate metabolic process
Molecular function (GO): cation binding; alpha-amylase activity
Source: RefSeq, a predicted model, not a curated record
UCAACAUUUUCAUUAGUCUUCGGGAAUUACUACUCCCACUCAGUCAUCGUAAUGAAGAGGUUUUUGGUGAUUCUGUGCAGUACUCUAGUGGUGACCAAUGCCCAACUGCCGAGCUUUGGCUUCGGUCCAAGUGGAUUUGGGGGCUUUUCGCUGUCGAACCCCCUGUUCAACGCUUCGUUUACGCCUGCAAAUCCAGUAGAUCGCAUAUCGAAUAUUGCAUCAAGAUUUCGAGAUGUGGCGAACACUGUGCAACAGAGCCUGCCGAGAUUACCGCAGCUUCCGAAUCCUCUAACGGCGUUUUCGCGAUUCGCAAGACCGUCCAGUUCAAGUGGUUCGACAAAUUCCAACACGAACACCAAUGAAAAUCACAAUAGUAAUACGAACGGGAAUGAUAACGGCAGUGGAGCCGGUAGAAAUGCGAUAAACGAAGUGCUAAAUCGCAUACCGGGGUUGUCGGGGCUACCACGCGUGCCUGGUAUACCGCAGAUACCGAGAGUACCGGAGAUACCCAAGAUACCAGGAAUACCAAGUAUUCCAGGUCUACCUAAUUUUGGAAACGCAAGUGAUGUGUUCAAUUCGAUUGUAAACUCUUUGAGCAAUAUGACUAAGCAAGGCGGCAACGAUCCUGGUCAGAUAUUCAAUCAGGUGAACCGAUAUUUGCCUGACGUAUCACGCGUAAUCAACGACAUUGCAAAUUUCACGAGAUCCGCUGCCAAUUCAGGAGUCUGGAAGAACAUAUCCAAUGACAUCAAGAAUGAAAUUCAACAUAGAAUCAAUUCUAUGACUGAAAGAGUUUCGAACAUAACUUCUGCCAUGAAGAGUAUCGCUCAAAGUCUACCCAAUUUGAUCAGGGAUCAAAGCCUCAACACUACUCUACGAAACCAACCGUUCUUCUUCCCUGGACAUUCGGGAAUCGUUCACCUGUUCGAGUGGAGAUUUGACGAUAUUGCUGAAGAAUGCGAGAAAGUGUUGGGUCCUAACGGGUAUGGUGGUGUCCAGGUGUCGCCGAUCAACGAGUACCUGAUAUCGCCUUCACGUUCAUGGUGGGAAAGAUAUCAGCCGGUUUCUUUCGAAAUCAAAUCACGAUCUGGCAACGAGAAACAGUUCUCGGAUAUGGUAAAGCGGUGUAUGAAGGCAGGCGUUCGAGUCUACGUAGACGUUGUGGUUAAUCAUAUGGCUGCUCCAGGGGCUUCAUCACCACUGUAUGGCACUGCUGGGUCAACGUGUGAUCCAUUGGCUAGGGACUAUCCGAGUGUACCGUUCAACAGGUCCCAUUUCCACGCGGAUUGUCAGAUUAACAACUACAACAACGCGACCAAUGUUCGGAACUGUGAGCUAGUUUCCCUUCCGGAUCUGGACCAAUCGAAUAGCUUUGUUCGUGAGCAGAUUAUCGGGUAUUUGAACCAUCUGCUUGAUCUCGGUGUAGCCGGGUUUAGGAUGGACGCUUGCAAACACAUGCGGCCGGAAGAUCUAAAAGUCAUCUACGAUAGACUUAACGCAGUUAACCCAAUGUUCCUAUUUCCACCUGGUGCAAGGCCAUUUAUCUAUCAAGAAGUAAUCGACCUUGGCGGUGAAGCAGUUUCCGCAAGCGAAUAUACCGACCUCGGAGUUGUAACGGAGUUCAACUGGUGCAUAGUUGUUGGAGGUGUUUUCCGGGGUACUGUCGAUGCAAACGCCCUUGAAAUACUUACAAAGAAUGGUUCAUCUGGAGCACUUCUUCCGUCCAGUCAGGCCCUUGUGUUUGUAGACAACCACGACAAUCAACGAGGUCAUGGAGCUGGAGGUGAUUCUAUCCUGAACUAUAAGACCAAACCGCAGUACAUUCAGGCUGUGGCUUUCACGCUUGCUACUGACUACGGCAUAGCGAGAGUUAUGAGUUCAUAUGAUUUCUCGAACUCUGAUCAAGGUCCUCCGCAAGAUUCAGAUGUACAGAUUAUACUAUCGCCUGGAUUUCCAGCAAAUGGCUCAUGUAACAACGGUUGGGUAUGUGAACAUCGCUGGCCAGAGAUCAAGAGAAUGAUUCAGUUCAAGAACUUCGUUGCCGAUUCCCCGUUGGAUCACAUCCAGUCAACAAAAUACACGUUUGCUUUUUGCCGAGGAGAGAAGGGUUUCAUCGUUUUCAACAAUUCCGAGGACACGAUAACGCAAGUGUACCAUACAUGUCUUCCACAGGGUCAGUAUUGCGAUAUCAUAUCCGGAGAAGUUUCUCAAGGAACUUGUACUGGAACGACUAUCAAAGUGGAUGCAAAUGGUGAUGCAGAAAUAACGCUCACCAAGAAUUCUGUAGUCGCUCUUUAUGUGCCUUCGAAGCUUUGAUAACAAAAUAAUUAAACGCUUGCGGAACUAAUCAUUAGGAUUUAUUGGUUCAAAUAAAGUCAUAUGGUGAUGGGAUCGAA